This is a messenger RNA of Nicotiana tabacum (common tobacco), 447 nucleotides long. Lineage: Eukaryota; Viridiplantae; Streptophyta; Magnoliopsida; Solanales; Solanaceae. The record is from RefSeq and is a predicted model, not a curated record.
AUGCAUAUUUGUAAGCCAGUUCUCACAUCUCUAGCUUCUCGUACUUCUAUUCCUCUUAUGGAUGGUGAGUUACUUUUAGAUCCUAGAGAAUAUAGGAGCAUGGUGGGUGCUUUUCAAUAUGUGACCUUAACUCGUAUUGAUAUUGCAUGUGCUGUGAGUGUUGUUUCUCAGUUUAUGCAUGCAUCUCGUACUACUCAUUUGCAUUAUCUGAAGCAUAUUUUUAGGUACUUACAUGGUACUAUUGCGCAUGGACUAUUCUUGUGUGCUUCUUCAUCCAACUCAUUAGUGAGUGCUUAUUCGGAUGCUGACUGGGCUGGAUGCCCCGAUAGUAUACGUUCUACUACUGGGUUUGUCAUUUUGUUGGGUUCCAAUAUUAUCUCUUGGCGUGCGAAGAAACAACCGACAAUCUCAAGAUCGUCUACAGAGGCCGAGUAUAUGGCUGAAUAA